AUGGUCAGAAUACCGACAGAAGAGGGAAACACCUGCAAAGUGGAUCACAUGGCUACCAUUAUCAUCAUCAAGACUGUAAAAGAAGCCCUUGCCAUUCCUUCUUCGUCUGUUAAUUUGAUUCAUAAUCCCUGUGGUGUUGACUCUGACCUUCUAGUAAAUUUUUUAUGUUCAAACCAUUUUAUUGGUCAAGUAAGUUCUAAAUUGUUUGCUUAGUCAAUACCUCAAUUAACUUACUCUAUGUUUGAUCCAGUAACGGACCACCUUGAAACAAGCUCUAAAUCUUCAAUCUUUUUCUUCAUUCAAAGAUGUUUAUUUCGUUUAUUUUCUUAAGUUACCUUUAAAAAGUACAAACGAUUAUAAUGAUGCUUUUGGAGAUUGUAUUACAGACAUCAAUGGAAGAAUAUCUCUCAAACGAUGUGGUACUUAUCCCAGCUGGCUGGCCUGGUCAGCUUUUUUUCAAGGCAAAUAGUGUACCACAAAGCCAGACAAGCAACUUCAAUCAGCACUGUACCUCAGGGCUCUUCCCCUCAUCCGCUGUGCUCUGUCAUUCCCACUUUAGGGCCCUUGUAUGUAGACCUUAAUGCUGUGAGGAUAUUGUUUUAGUUUACACGUUUUUCAUGAGGCUUGUUUAUGACUCUCUUCUUCCAGGGAGGAAACUUGCAGACAAGCCAAAACCCUGGAGAAUUCUUUUAUUAGACUGAUUUUUCAAGAGUCAAGGAUGUUCAGUAUGGUGUUCUGUUAAAUUCAUUAGAUAACUGCAUUCCUCUGGCACAUUGCAGUUACAGUGUUUUGUUCAAGUUAAAUCGCUUUGAUGAUUAUUUCAGUUCAAUUUUCGGGCUUUGGGCCAUGUUUUUUGCUUCCACGGGAAAACUACAACAAAGCCGCUUUAUUCUGGCUCAGCAACAUUCUUUAUUAGAAGACCAAUGGCUGCAAAGGAUGUCUACAAUUUCUUUUGUAGCUAAGUGUAAUUGAUGAAUAUUUUGUUGAGUUUGUCCACAGCAUGGCAAGGAAAUCCACCAACCAAUCUGAUAAUGUUGAGCAACAGUGGCAGAUGUUUUCUCUCUUUGUUUCUGGGGAAAAGCAAGCAAACUUUAGGCCAGCCUUUACCCCUACCAACAAUUAUGUUUUUAAUUCCCUGCCAAUUGACACCUUCACAUUCAAAGGUUGUAUCAAUAAUCGUGGGCAUUCUAUUAAGGGCUCCUGGACAAAGAAAAGACCUCAGGAAAUUACCAGCCCCGUUUGGUGAUGCACCUGUUAAAAAGGAUUUCUUGCCCCUUGGGUUCCAGUUCUCCCCUUACCUGAACAGGGUCAUAGGUGUGAUCACUUGGAUUGCUCUGUGUCAGAUGGAAUGCCAUGGAAAAUCUCUGAGGGAUGUUGGCAUUCUUUUCAUUUACAAUCAAGCUAAAGCUGCCAUUGACACCUUUAUUCAGGAGCAUGAGCAGCACGCUUUCUUAAAUACAUGGGUGUCUUAG
Messenger RNA from Porites lobata, 1472 nucleotides. The record is from the annotation of a GenBank genome assembly. Lineage: Eukaryota; Metazoa; Cnidaria; Anthozoa; Scleractinia; Poritidae.